GAACAACAAAACCGCGUGAGGGCAGAGGCAAUGUCGGGUCGAGGUAGAGGAAAGAAUGCGAUCUCGUUUGUACAAAAUGACGAGCCAGCUUUCAUAAGACAAUUCAAGCAGAAGAUUGGUUACAAAGAAGGUCCUAAUAUCGAGACAAAGAGACAAGCUAUGCCAGAUUUUGACGACGAUGAUGAUCGUCCAGAGGAAGAUGAUGAGAAGCCUGUUGUUGUGGUGACCCGCCCAGGGGAUCUUACGGCAGAACAGGCCGAGGUCGCGGAGAUAAAACGUACCAAGGAGGAAGAGGAAAAAGCGAUAAAUGAAGGAAAAAUCACCUUUAAACGGCCAGAGAAGCGCUCAUCAGCAGAAACGAACCUCUCAGACUUAAAUCCCACUACAUCUAAAAAGAAAAAAGACUCCGAUAAAAAGAAAAUUUCAGGAUCAAAAAAGGUGAAAAACUCUAAACUUUUGUCUUUCGAAGAAGAUGAGGAAGAGGAUGAAACUUGAUCUCAAAUUCAGACCCUCAACCUGUCACGACAGUUCUGGGUAGUACAGGACUACGUCAAUGGUGAAAUAUUCAGACUCUCGACCUGUCACGACAGUUCUGGGUAGUACGUACAUACAGGACUACAUCAAUGGUGAAAUAUUCAGACUCUCGACCUGUCACGACAGUUCUGGGUAGUACAGGACUACAUCAAUGGUGAAAUAUUCAGACUCUCGACCUGUCACAACAGUUCUGGGUAGUACAGGACUACAUCAAUGGUGAAAUAUUCAGACUCUCAACCUGUCAGUUCUGGGUAGUACAGGACUACAUCAAUGGUGAAAUAUUCAGACUCUCAACCUGUCACGACAGUUCUGGGUAGUACAGGACUAUGUCAGUGGUGAAAUAUUCAGACUCUCGACCUGUCACAACAGUUCUGGGUAGUACAGGACUAUGUCAGUGGUGAAAUAUUCAGACUCUUGACCUGUCACGACAGUUCUGGGUAGUACAGGACUAUGUCAGUGGUGAAAUAUUCAGACUCUCGACCUGUCACAACAGUUCUGGGUAGUACAGGACUACAUCAAUGGUGAAAUAUUCAGACUCUCGACCUGUCACAACAGUUCUGGGUAGUAUGUACAUACAGGACUACAUCAAUGGUGAAAUAUUCAGACUCUCAACCUGUCAGUUCUGGGUAGUACAGGACUACAUCAAUGGUGAAAUAUUCAGACUCUCAACCUGUCACGACAGUUCUGGGUAGUACAGGACUACAUCAAUGGUGAAAUAUUCAGACUCUCGACCUGUCACGAUAGUUCUGGGUAGUACAGGACUAUGUCAGUGGUGAAAUAUUCAGACUCUCGACCUGUCACGACAGUUCUGGGUAGUACAGGACUAUGUCAGUGGUGAAAUAUUUAGACUCUUGACCUGUCACAACAGUUCUGGGUAGUACAGGACUAUGUCAGUGGUGAAAUAUUCAGACUCUCGACCUGUCACGACAGUUCUGGGUAGUACAGGACUAUGUCAGUGGUGAAAUAUUCAGACUCUCUACCUGUCACGACAGUUUUGGGUGAAGUACAGAACUACAUCAAUGGUGAAAUAUUCAGACUCUCGACCUGUCACAACAGUUCUGGGUAGUACAGGACUAUGUCAGUGGUGAAAUAUUCAGACUCUCGACCUGUCAUGAAAGUUCUGGGUGAAGUACAGAACUACAUCAAUGGUGAAAUAUGCAAACCUUUGAAAUGUCACAAAAGUUGUACAGUGCUAUAUUUUACAUGAGUCGGGAAUCUCUGACUUGUGGUCAAUGAGACUAGUGUAGGUAACCUCGGGGGCAGUCCGAGGGUAUAAAUAUCUGUUCUAUUAUAGAUUGUUGAUUGUAAAAAAGUGUCUAGUAAAUAUAUAUGGACAUAUUUAUCUGGACAUUCUUUUAUACAUUUUGUAUGUAUCGACAUUUAUCUGGAAAUUCCUUAACAAUGCUUCGGUCAUAACUUGCUUCAAGUAAUGUAAACAGGUGUCUGUAUACAUUGUUUGUAAAAAUUAAUUGUUUUCUUCACACUAGUUAUUUUUGAAAUUACAAUACCUUAAUUAUAAGAUCUCUUGUAGCUUUGCAGCAACGAGUGAAAAUUGCAAUUGUAACACAGGGAUUGACACUAACUUAAUCACCUUAAACGACCGCCGGGUUGCCAGGUUUUGGACUGAGGCAGCCUGGCCUGGGCUGCCAAAGGUGAUGCCCAAGUCCCUUACCCCAACAUUUGGGAAAAAAUUGAAUAUUCGAAACCUAUGCUGGGCAGUUUCCAGGUACUGACUGUAGGCUGGUGGUUUUUCUCCAGGUAUUCCGGCUUUCCUCCACCUCGAAAACCUGGCAUGUCCUUAAAUGACCCUGGCUAGUUAAAUGUCAGCCCGACCAGAUUCCAGGCAGCCCGGGCCUGCCGGGCUACUUUUAGUGUCGAUCCCUGUAACAACUAAACUCGUUUUGGCGGCUAAAAAAGAUGCGAUCCUUAGUAAAGAUGAAUAUGGCCUACUAGAACAAUUAAUUAGAACAUAUUCAUGUUGUUUGAUCUAUUUUGUUUAUAUUGAUGAGAGAAAAACAGUUAAUGAAAUAAUGAGAUGGAAUCCUCCUGAAGGACUGCCUGCUGUAAUGCUGUAUGCAGUAUUGAUUUUACACCUUUUAUUUACAUUAACGAGGAAAAAAAUUAUUACAAGUUAAUAUUUCAGGAAUUUGUUCUAUUUUAAUUUGCAAUAAAUAAAAGAAAAACAUUU
Pecten maximus is the source of this 2722-nucleotide messenger RNA. RefSeq lists its product as uncharacterized. The transcript is spliced from 3 exons. Lineage: Eukaryota; Metazoa; Mollusca; Bivalvia; Pectinida; Pectinidae. The record is from RefSeq and is a predicted model, not a curated record. Bases 31 to 495 code for a protein of 154 amino acids.